CGAGGUUUUAAUCGGAAGUUGAUAUAGUUACGGGAGUGCCAUAAUUUGAAUAAUUAUAUUUUCAUCGUAUGAAAGCGCUCUAUAUUCGAAAACAAUUUGCGCGGUGGGUGGAAUGUAUUAUACAGUUUGAUGUGUAGUUGGCCUCAUUAGGGUGUUGGAUAGAGCAGAACAAUGGGUAUAGCAGCAGAAAUGUUUGAGCAACUUGAAGCCUAUGAAUGGCCAAUAGAUUUAUUCGAAGGUGGCAGAUCUGCCUUAUGUGUGUAUUUGGAGGACUCCAACCACAAGACUGCCAAAUUACUCAACAUACGUGGCCAUUGUGGUGUAACAGACAGCUUCCUCUUUCAUGGUGUUCAGGAGGCAAACCAACACGCAGAACUUGGCAAGACCCUGCAGUCUGUUGAAGUACUGGAUUUGACUGGUUGUUUCCAGUUGACGGAUACCGGACUGAUUUAUUUGAUAGGUCACCUCCCUAACCUAACCCAUAUAUUACUUGGGGGCUGUAGACAUGUUACAGAGGCUUCAAUACAGAAAAUGCUUGAAAUGUGUUCCAAUUUGAUGGCUGUGGUUCUUGAUGGAUGCAACAUUGGCUUAAUCCCAGAGCACCCAAAUUCUCGACCAAUCACAACACUGCUUUCAAGUGAUGCAAAAAAGGCUUUGAAAAAAGUCAGAAUGGGAAACUAUAAGUACUUACAAGGGCUGAAUGAUGAAGAGGAUGACAAAUCUGUUGUCAUGGUUACCAAUGGUACCAUUUGUGUUGGAUUGGCUGAUAAAAUUGCAUCAAAAUCAAUAGUAUUGAUACACAUGGAAAAGGAGUACAAAAGCUUACUGGGAGAGUUCUGCAGUAUUACAAUCACAUGUAAAGAUGAUGUGUUUGGAAGUGGACAAGUUGAGUCCUCAGGGAGAACAUUGAAUGUCUUUGAAUGUCACCAAGAUCUGGCAUUUCAUUUGAUUCCCCCUGAAGCUGUGUGUGUAAUAAUCCCAGGAACAGAUCCAGCUGUGUCAUCAGCAGUCAGCAUUAUGGGUCUUGUCUCUUAUAUCAGUGCUAGACAGGGAUGUGAGAUUGUCAUUCAAUCUUCGGAAUCAAAUCUUCAAUCACAACUGAAGGAGGCUACUGAAAGACUUACCAAUAUGAAAGGUUCAGAUAAUGAUGAAAGCUUGAAACUUCACUUUGCAACUAUGGAAAUGCCUUAUAAGUACAUAGUAACCCCUGGGUGUGCGAGUUUAAAGAAGUUCAUGGAAGAAAAUCAGAAAGUGUUUCAACUAAAACUACCAAAGGCAGUCAUAGACAUGAAAAUCAAGUUAGAUUUGUACAAAAAAGAACAUAGAGAUAUGAAGUCAGUUCUCACUGGUGAUGAACUGAACAGUUUAAUUAUAUCACUGAGGCCUGAUACAGACAAUGUAUCAACAGAAGUAGACGCCAAGAUGUACAAAAGCCUACACUACCUUCAUUGUAUGGGAGACAUACUGCUGUUCAAAGAUGAUACCAUAGCUGUGUUGAACCCCGAGUUGCUGCAGUCCAUCUUAAGCAUACCAAACAACUUCACCAGUGUGUGCGCCUCUGAAUUUGGUGUCAGUUUUGUUGAUGAGAAAACUGAUGUAAUCCAAGUUGAUCCUGCUUUAGAGAAAGAACUACAUGUCUGUAAUUUGAAAUUAGUACAUGAACUAAUUCAGAGUUGUUAUAUCAGUGAGGAUAUAAGUGGUCUUCAAAAUGAGAAUUCUCCACAGAAGAGAGUUGGUUUCCUUGUUAUGGAUAGAGUACAGUCAUCUAUGCCAAUGCCUCUGGAGCACUAUGAGUGUAAAGAUGCAUUUGCCGUACAGUGUGUAUAUGUUCUACCAAUCUGGUACAUAUGGGAAUCUGCGUGGAAAUCAGUACUCUCCCAGGCAAUGGCCUACCAUCCUUCUAACACUGUCUUACUAUGGGACAAAGGCAUUGUGAAAGAAAUUGGAGGUGUGGUACUUGCUGUAAAAAGAGAUGAUGCUCGGAUUGUUGUGACGUGCUCAGUUCCAUGGAUAAAACAGGAUUCUGGUAACUCCAGCGAGGCAGACGAUGUUGCCCAACCCCUCAUGUCAACCUACUGCCAAAUGCUGCAAAGUACUCUCCAAAGAUUCAACUGUAUCUUUAAGGUAGAUAAGUUGGCCAGUGAGAAGAUGUCGCAAGAAGUCCCCAAGAAAGCCACUCACCAUAACUUCCCAGCUAAUUCUGGGGGAAAUGCUGGACAUUUGGGAGUGACUGGUACAGCAUGUGGUGUCUGUGGGCUGACAACCUCACAGCUAUCACUUGAACAGAAUAAUGACUGUGAUCUUUUACAUUUACACACUGACAACAAUGCUUCACCUCUAGAGUACAUAUACUCCACAUUCAAAGAAGCCAUACCAAAAUUUAGUACAUCUUUGAAUAAAAUUUCGGAGGAUGCCUCAACGCCAACAAGUUGCAUUAUAAAGUUUCCUCAACAUGAGCUCUCUGCUGGAGAUACUUUAAAUUUGCCUUCACUGUUUGCAUUUGGCAAAAAUGAAAUUCAGCUCUCAAUUUUGGACAUAUCUCUGGCAGGAACAUUUAAGGAUGGUGAGGAUUCUACAACUAUUGAUAUGUGCAUAGAAGCUAUAUCUGGUGGCAGUAAGAAGUUUGAAUUCAAAGAGAAUCAGCUUAACAUUGGUGACAACCUGAAACUUCAACUACAAGCAGAAGAGGAACCUCUAUCUCGUACCUUCAAUUUGAGGAUUUUCCAAAACGGUGUUGAGAUAGGACAUUUAUCAUGUGAAAAGCAUAUUUGUGGGAUAAAACUUUAUGCCUCAAAACGCUACAUGAUGGCACUAGACUUGAAAAAAUCUGGGUAUGGAAUGGGAAAUUGCACUAUAAGUGUUGGAAUGAGGCUGGAAGCAAAGGAUAGGAAGACCCCCAGUCUCAUAUGCGUGGCAACAAUAACUGCCAUAAAAGAGGAUUCGCCAACACCAUAUCUUAUACACUUUGAUGGUUGGAGUACUGGGUAUGACUAUUGGACAGAGUUUGAAACUGAAGACAUUCACCCUAUAGGAUACCAGAAAUACUGUCUCGAAAAUAGAAUCCCAACAUCGUCGCGAUCAAUCCUUCAACAACCUUCAGGGAGAAAUGAUCCAAACUGGACGUGGGAGAGCUAUCUUGAAUCAAUUGAUGCUGAGCCUGUCCCCUAUGUUUUGUUCUCUGAGGCACAGGCAAAGGGAUGCCCAGACAUUACAGCAGAUAGUGGAGGAGUCACAUUGAUGUGUACAAAACUGAAUGGUCGAGCAGAAUUUCGUGAACAAAACACCUACAGAAAUCCUAAAAUUGGGUUACGUCAAUGUAUUUCUGAUUUGAAGAGAGCAUUACCUCAACCAAUCAAGGGAAAAGUGGAUGUCUCUUUGGAUAGCUCCGCAUACCGUCAUCAUAUGGUGACGCCAUUGCCUGAGGGGGACCUCUACACUUUAUUGAUGCAUCCCUCGAUGUCUGCCAUCUCUAGGGCAGAUCUGAGUUUGCAUUGUUUGUGUAAUGAAAAUAUAUCUGAGGUGCAUUUCUUGAACAGCAAAGGAGAACAUAUGUCUAAGAGAACAUUCCUUCCCGAUCCCUUCAAUCUGACCCCCUACAACAUGCUUAUGGGUAUUUCUGCAAUGCAUCUAAUCACAAACUCAAAGAUUCUGCUUCCUUCUGUAUGCAACAACUUACUUGGAAGCGAACAUAAACAAGUUUCUGAUACAGUUAGGAGAAAGUUAGAAGCAGGUAUACGGAAGUUAUCUCUGUAUUUUCUUCACAAUUUAAGUCGAGCGUAUAACAUGAUAAAAAAUAAAGAAGUGCAGGUAGAUAUUAAGGCAGAGGAGUUAGAGGCACCUUUACCCAUUCCCAGUGAUACACAAACCACCUCAGAGCCCUCUGGAGAUUAUCUACACACGAUGUACAAAUAUGCAUGUGCAUGUCCUAGUCAUAUGGGUCAGCUGAAUUUAGAAACACUUGGGGCAUUGGGGAGUUACACAAACUUCAUAACCACAUUGAAUCUUCAAGACGUUACAUUGGAAACUUACCCUGAUUCAAUCAGAGUUCUCUCUCAGCUUCAACAACUUCAAUUGGUCAACUGCCAACUGGAAACUCUACCAGAUAAUGCCCUGGAGUGUUUCGGCAACCUUAAGUUAUUAAAUUUGAAGGGAAAUAACAUGAAGGCCUUGCCACCUUCAAUGGAACAAUGCAUCAGACUUGAAGAACUCGAUAUCUCGAAUAAUAAGUUCUCCAGUCUAUCAGACAACCUAAGAUGUGAGAGUUUGAAGAAAAUCAACAUCUCUAAAAACUUAUUCGAAGCUAUACCAGACACACUGAUGGCUUUAACACAGUUGAAUGUUCUAAUGGCAAACUGCUGUAAGAUUGGUAGCAUACCCUCCUCUAUACAUAAACUACAGCAUUUACACACACUGGAGCUACAGAUGCUACACAUAAGAGAACUCCCUGAUUCUCUUGGGGAGCUGAGUGAGCUACAAGAGUUGGAUAUAAGUGGUAUUCCCUGGCUUAUGGGAUAUGAUUCAAGAUCUAGCACAUUGACAAUUGAGGCAUACAAAAUUUACAUCAAAGAACAUAUAUCCAUACAAUUUUUGUCAAAUGAAGAGUUAUUGGCUUUCUUUGAAGAAUGUGAUCCUGACAAAAAGUUUGUGCUGGACCAUAAGCAGAUACAGAAGCUGAACGCCAAGCUUUAUGAGGCAAUACCCAGACUUGGACAGACUACAAAUGGACAGUGGCCAGCAGUGUUAAACAAGUUAUCUUCACUGAAGGCACUCAAGCUAUCCCAUCAGGCUUUGACCCUAGUGCCUGAUACAAUUGUAGAACUUCAACACCUGACACACAUUGAUGUUUCCCAUAAUCCUCAGCUGCUUUCACUGCCAGACAACCUUGGUAAGCUGUCCCUGAGUCAGCUACCACUAAAGGGGUGCCCAGUGCUGAAGACCCCUCCUAAGGAGAUAGUAUCGAGGGGAUUGACAGCCAUCCUGGCAUAUUUCAAACGCCUCCAAUCAGGUUCCACUGCCUGUAAGAGAACCAAGUUGAUGAUGGUGGGACUUGGUGGAGCUGGAAAAACAAGUCUAGUACAGGCUUUGACCAGUGGCAAUUACCAAUCAUAUGGCACUCAGGGGGAGAAUAUCACUGAUGGUAUAGACAUCACAACUUGGACAGUUGGACAGGGAUCUGGUGAUGACAGGUUAACUUAUGGUGUUUGGGACUUUGCGGGACAAACUAUAUAUUACAACACUCAUCAGUUUUUCUUGUCAAAUCGGGCUGUGUAUCUUCUGCUAUGGAAUAUCAGGUUGGGGUAUGAACAUGCUGGCCUCAACUUCUGGCUUAACUCCAUCAGCUGCCAUGCCCCCAAGGCACCUAUCAUCAUUGUGGGGACACAUGCAGACCAAGUCGAGAAGUUUGAACUGCCAUCUGCAGUUAUGAAAGAAAAGUUUCCACAAAUUGUGGCCUUCCACAAUAUCAGCACAUACACAGGGAUGGGUGUUGAAGCUCUUGCUAAUGAGCUUAUAGAAGUUACCUCAAAAGAAAAGUACAUGGGAGAGAAGGUACCUGAAGUAUGGCUGAGCUUUGAGAAGAAACUUUUAACCAUUCGUAAAGAAAGUGUAGUUGAGCUCACCCGUGUGUCGGAAAUUGCAGUGGAGUGUGGCAUCAUGGAAAUGGAUGAGCUCCUUCAAGCAGUUGCCUUCCUACACGACCUUGGUUCCAUCGUCUACUUCAACAACAAAGCACUUAGAGACAAAGUUAUCCUCAACCCACAGUGGAUUGUUGAUGUCAUGGCAUGUGUUGUCAAUGUACAUGAUAGCCCAAUUAAGGAUGGGAAACUUCUCCACAAAGACAAGGCUACAAUCUGGCACGCCUAUCCCCCUGAUUUACAUGAUUGGCUACUGAAACUCACUGAGGUAUUUGACCUAACGUUCCCUCUGAACAAUGAGGAGGCACACUUGGUACCCUGCCUUCUACCUGAAGAUGAUCCUCCUUUUGAAUGGCCUGAUAUCUCAAAUGAUCCUGAUAUGCACAGAAAUAGGAUGCUAUAUAACUUUGAAUAUCUCCCUGGAGGUCUAUUCAAUAGAUUGCAGGUUCGCCUGUAUCAGUUCUCAGAUAGUUUUGUGAUCUGGAAGAAAGGAUCCAUCCUGAAGAAACGAAAUCACAUAGCCCUCAUGUCAACCAUUAAUGGAAACACAGUGCUGGUGAAAGUACAAGGGCCUCGACCUGAAAACAUUCUGUUUAUGAUCCAUGAGGUCCUAGAGACUCUUAUUGCAGAGUCAUUUAAUGGUGUAACCUAUACAAUGAUGAUUCCUUGCAUGGACUGCAUAAAGGCGGGGAUGUCUGAGCCAACUAUGAUACCAGUUGGGAAAAUCAAGCAAGCAUCAGACAUGAAAGUACCAUUUCUCCAGUGCUAUGAUAGAUUCCAUACUCUCUCCAUCAGUGAGAUUCAAGGAUCUGUACCUCCGGACAACAGUGCUGAUUUUGACAUCCAUCUUGAGCGCUGCCUACAUGAGCUUAAUGACCUUCGUUAUGGCCUCUCAACAGAUAUAUUUAUCUCAUUCUGUGAUAAAAAUCUCCCCCCAGACGAUGACCCGAAUCUUGUGAGCCCAGUACAAAUUAAGAAAGAUCUGAUUAAAGCAGGCUACAGUGUAUGGUAUAAUGACAAGACGAGAGACAUUGAAGAUGUCACUGUAGCUAUGAAAGACUCUAAGGUUUUUGUAGCACUGAUAUCAAAUGAAUAUGUGAAUGAUCCACACUGUGAGGAGAUGUUCAUGUACGCAACUACAAUGUUAAAAAAAACCCUUCAACUUAUUGUUGUGGGCCAAGGGUAUGAGUGGAGAAAUUCCGUUAUAGGCCUUCAAGUCACAGAUGAGGUAUUUGUGAACAUGCAGAAAAAAGAGAGAUACCCUGUUAAGAUUAAAGAACUUUGCACUACAUUGGAGAAACAUUUAAGCACCAAGACGAAAGUUAUCCCAUCAUGCUUUAUCAGCUACUGUUGGUCUAACUCCCAGAAUGCAAUAGAUUUAGGAUCAAGGGAGAAAGAUGGCGCUAUAGGCUGGGCAGAUCCGCGUGAAAUACGUAAAAAACUUGGUGAGAAUGACAUUGACUGCUGGUUAGACAUUGAACAACUUGGAUCUGGAGGUGGACUUUUUGAAGAUAUCGCCAAAGGGCUACGAAAUGCAAAAGUCAUAGUUGCGUUCGUCUCAGAUGAGUAUGCAGAAUCUAAGAACUGCAUGUUAGAAUUCCGUUUUGCAGCAUUUACCUUGAGACUUCCCAUGAUUCUUGUGGUUGUCGGGACAGGAAAUAAAUGGAGGACGUCGGAGUUGGGAAUUAUUGGCCUCGGCCAUGCUGAAGUAUCCAUGCAGUUUACAAAUCCUGGAGGUUUUGAGGAGAUAUUGAAUUUUGUAAAGUCCAACCUUCCUGAGGUCGAUGACUCUGAUAUUGAACUUCAAGAGAAACAAGACCAAGAAGGCAAGCAGAUUGCCUUUAAAGAACUGCUGGAGCUGCUACAAAGAAAAUUCCUUAGAACUGUGCGUAGUUAUGAGGAAGAAAUGUCAGCUCAAUGGCCAAGAUUGAUCGUUAUAGACACAUACAAUAGUGUGAGAUCUCAUACUGGUGGAGGGGAUACAUCUCAACAAGGUAAUGACAACACUAAUGGUGAUGGAGCUCCAACAGUUCCAAUGGAAGUUGAUGAUACAGGUGGCAAUACUGGGAAUGAUGUCAAAGCUGAUGAUGACACUUCUAAUUUAGAAAUGAAGCUUUUCCUUAAAGCUCUAUGUGAACAUGAAGGGAACUGGCAUACAGGUGACAAAGUGAUACCUCUAGACUUCAAAAGUGAUGAUGAGCAAAUGAGUUUCUUGAAGAGUUCUGCAGGGUAUACAUCACGCUUAAUAGCCAUUUUGAAACAUACAAGCAUUGAUCUUGAUUGUUUGACCUCAAAUAAGCAUGGAGAGAAACUUCUGGAGAUUAUUGAUAAGCACUGUGAUAGAGACCCUGACUUUAAGGAAGAAUACAUGAUUGUACGGGAGAAAGCUUUUGAUCUUGAUGAGAAAAAUACAAAUGGAUCUCUUUCAAGAUGUCACCUCCAUAAUGGCAAAGUCAGUUGGUUAUGUGAAGAACAUCAACUUGCGUCCCAAGCAAGCACAGUGACAUCUGGUGAGACUGCUGGUCAUGCCACGUUAGAAGAUGACACUGCAAUGAUGCUUGAACAUCUUACUAUAGGCGACAAAGACAAAGUACAAACUCAGAAUGAAACCUCUGCUGCUACAAAGUUCAAAGGAGCAGUAGUUGGAGCUGCAUUGGCCAAUGCAGGCGCAACAAUGAUAAAGGAUCAAAAGAAAGCAGUUGCUGCAUCUGUACUCGCUUCACCUGCAGAACCUACGUUAAAUAAGAAAGGAAGCAAAGCAUGUGUAGUUAUGUGAACUAUACCAGGUGAUGAGGUGUGGUUAGUUGGAGUAACCAAGAGGCACCAUACUAAUAAUGGACCAGAUAUAAACUAAAAUGAUUCCAUGUAAUAUGGAACAUGGAUUAUUGGACUACCGUAUGGUGCCACAAGUAGUUAAAAGUGUUCCAUUUAUGGAAGUAUUUUACUUUUAUAGAGAUGUUCUAUUUGACAAUUUUAACAAUGUAAUGCUAAAUGUGAGACAGCAUUUAGAAAUUUGAGAUUGAGUAACCAAAAGCAGAGCACCAAGCUGUGAUAUAAAACUCAUUGCAGUAAUUUGUACAAUUAUACAAAAUAAUAUGAUGAGAUACAUGUACAAUCUCAUAUGAUAGGAAAAUCAGGUGAACAGUUUAAAUGAUAAUGACUAUUAAAGAUAGUCAAAAUCAUAAAAGAGUCAUGUCAAUUAUGUCUUUGUAUUGGAAAAUGAUGCAAAGUGGAGGCAGAGUCUCAAUUCCGAUCCACUAGCUCAAAGAUGUAAAGCAACAGAAGUUAAGCAUUAGAUCUGAAACCAAUGCAGUUUUAAACAUUCCAGCUUUUCUUUUUAUGUUUGUGUGCAUUCAACAUUUCUCAUAGCUAUGAAGCUAUUCCUCUGUAAAAUAUGUAAUAAUAGACACACGCAAAUCCAAAUGUUGAUUGGUUUAGUAGGUUGUAAAUUAAAUGUUCAGCUCUUACAUGCUUUUU
Owenia fusiformis is the source of this 9110-nucleotide messenger RNA. The record is from the annotation of a GenBank genome assembly. Lineage: Eukaryota; Metazoa; Annelida; Polychaeta; Sabellida; Oweniidae.